Molecule: messenger RNA, 1337 nt
Organism: Spinacia oleracea (spinach)
Lineage: Eukaryota; Viridiplantae; Streptophyta; Magnoliopsida; Caryophyllales; Amaranthaceae
Product: protein RGF1 INDUCIBLE TRANSCRIPTION FACTOR 1
Exons: 3
Coding region: 323-1081 (252 amino acids)
Source: RefSeq, a predicted model, not a curated record
ACCCUCUUCCAAAACCUAGACCCACGAAAAAUAAUAAUUAAAAUAAGAAAGAAAAAAAAAAGCAUUAGUCUUUAAAAUUGAUAACUACCUCUUCUUCGAUUCAUUAGUCAUUUCUCUCCACCGUCUUGUAAGUUUCUUUCUACACUCUCCCCCAUACCCCCCUUUUGCUUUGCUUCUCAAUCGUCAGAUCAUUAUCUACUACUUCUACAUAACCCAAUAUUGGCCAAUUUAAAGCCCUAAAAUUCCAUUUUCUACACCCAAAAAAAUAAAAAUAAAAAUAAAAAUACCCAUUAUAAGAUAGAAACAGAGGUCAGAAAAUAAAAUGGGAAUAAUGGAGCAGAGAUCAGAAAUAAGGAGAAUGAUUGAGGUUGAUGAACAUGGUGAUGAACUAGAUGAGAAGAUUAAGUGGCCUAUUUGGUUGAAACCUCUUCUUAAAACUAGCUUCUUUGGCCAAUGUAAGAUUCAUCCUGAUGCUCACAAGAGUGAAUGUAAUAUGUAUUGCUUGGAUUGUAUGGACGGAGCACUCUGUUCCGUAUGCUUAUCGUCUCACAAGGAUCACCACGCUAUUCAGAUAAGGCGGUCGUCGUACCACGACGUAAUAAGAGUAACGGAGAUACAGAAGUAUGUGGACAUAGCAGGGAUACAGACAUACAUUAUCAACAGUGCGCGCAUCGUGUUCUUGAAUCAGCGGCCGCAGCCUCGCCCUGGUAAAGGCGUCACCAACACCUGCCUUGUCUGCCACCGCAGCCUUCUUGAUUCCUUCUCCUUUUGCUCUCUUUCUUGCAAGAUAAAUGGGACAUCGAAGAACUUCUGGACCGAUAAGAAGAGGAGGAUCGGAGAAACAGGACAAACGAAUUCAGACUCAGAAGAAUCCUUGAACAAUUAUUACAAUGAUCAAGGGACUGUUGCUUAUAACUAUAAUUACAGUUACAAUUAUAAGAAGAAGUUACAGAGUUUUACACCAUCAACACCACCAAGAACAACUUCUGCAGGCUCAUCCGGGGCAAGUUACAGGUCUGCCAAACGCAGGAAGGGGAUACCGCACAGAGCUCCACUCGGGGCACUUCUCAUACAGUACUGAAUCGAAAGGUCUGAUGAAACUUUUUACCGCGCUGCAAUAUUAAUUACUACUACAUCGUUGCCUGUUUAACACGAUGGGAUAUACAUACACUAGCUCCGUCUGUAAAUUACACGAAACUAAUAGAAGCCGCAGGUACUCCCUCUCGAGUAUUGUAUAUGUACAUAACUACAUAUUAUAGGUAACGUAGUUAGAAAAAGACUUAUAGAAUAUGAAUAGAAGCAACAUGUAUUAAAGUUUUUAAGAGUUUUUUUUGGUU